This is a messenger RNA of Fundulus heteroclitus (mummichog), 960 nucleotides long. RefSeq names its product 39S ribosomal protein L18, mitochondrial. The record is from RefSeq and is a predicted model, not a curated record. The coding region runs from base 177 to 746 and encodes 189 amino acids. Gene Ontology annotation, biological process: translation. Lineage: Eukaryota; Metazoa; Chordata; Actinopteri; Cyprinodontiformes; Fundulidae. The transcript is spliced from 4 exons. Gene Ontology annotation, molecular function: structural constituent of ribosome; 5S rRNA binding. Gene Ontology annotation, cellular component: ribosome; mitochondrion.
ACCGGAUAUUAUUAGAGUGUCAAAGAUGGCGCUCCCCUUGUCACGGUGAAACCUUGCAAAAACAGUGUUGGUAAAAAAAAAAAAAAAAAAGACGUAGGUUUGUAACUCUGCAAGGAAAUAAAGAUCGUCUAGAUGUGAGUUCAUAGCCUGGGUUUGACUCGAUAAGCGGAACAGAAAUGGCGCUGAGGGAAAUUAGUCGUGGUGUUCGGCAGUUUCUGGGUCAAAUUCAUCGGUGCGGUUCUGGCGUUGCUUCACAGCGCACAGCUCGGUGUUUGAGUCAGGCGGCAGCUCGACCCGAACCCACUCCGAACGAGGACGAAGCCGUCAGCCCGACCUUUGUGAACAGAAACCCGCGGAACCUGGAGCAGAUGGCGCUGGCGGUGAAGGACCGGGGCUGGAAGACCACCUGGCCUCACCAGCAGUUCUACCACAGGUUGAUGUUCUCUCGCAGCCAACAUCACGUCACCGCCGAAGUGUUCUCCUACACCUCUCCGGUUCCAGUCAUCUCCUGUUCGACCAAAGAGUGGGCCGUGAAAAAAGAGCUGGCCAGCACAAACUGCGUGGUGGCGUGUCAGGCCGUGGGCGAGGUGCUGGCGCAUCGAUGCCGGCAGGCGGGCAUCACCAGGAUGGUGUACAGGGCGAUUCCCUGGAUGUACCGCUCAGAUGGAGUUCAGGCCUUCAGAGCGGCUAUGAAGCAGGGAGGAGUCAUCCUCAGUGAACCCAGGAGGAAAUACAUCGGGCCCUAAAAUCAAGCGGCAUCUUUCACAUAUAUGGGUUUUAUAAACUUCCAUUGUAUCUAUUACAACAUGUUCUUUUGUCACAUUACUGUACAGAUAUUUACUUCAUUUACUACAGUAAAUGGCAAUGUUAGGAGAGUGGGAUUAUUGUCAUUUGGUUACUGUCUAAAGAAGAAAUUCUACCUGAUCUCCUGUGGUUUGUCAAUAAAGAGACUAAACCUUG